GUGUUUUCAACACAUCUUGUUAAUUAUUAAUUUUCGGAGAGAUAAUCAACCUGUUUGAACAUUCAAAUCAGACUGUGAGGUUCCAGUAAAAGUUUGUUGUUUGUUAGAAAGUAACAUCUCAGUGAGGACAGCUUUGAGCAGAGCAUCGGACACAGACAUCCCACUCGAGCUGGACGGGACGACCCACGCAAAUCAGAAAUAAACUGUUGAGGUAAAAUACCAACGAUGUCUGACGGAGCAAAGCUGCAGUGGAGCCUGCUCCUGCUCCUGGUGGUGGAUCAGAGUUGGUUCAUCACAGGUCAGCUUUAUGAGUAUCACUAUAUUAAAGAAAAAAAGAACUGGACUGAAGCUCAGGAAUACUGCAGACACAAGUACACUGAUCUGGCCACCAUCUCCAACAUGACAGACAUGAAGAGACUCAAGAAAUCAGCAAAGAACCAACAAGAAUCUGCCUGGAUUGGUCUGCACAGCCUAAAUAAUACUAACGGCACCUGGCGCUGGUCUCUGCCUGGUCUGGAGUUCAAUGAAAGUGAGAAAAAAUGGGACGAAGGUGAACCUAAUGGUCAAAAUUGUGGAGGGUUAAAGAAAAACCUGAAGUGGUUAGAUAUAUCCUGUGAUGAGAACAGGAGUUUUAUCUGCUAUGAUGAACGAAAAACACAGAGAUUCCAUUUCCCUCAACAACGAAUGAACUGGUCAGAGGCUCAGAGACACUGCAGAGAGAACCACACAGACCUGGCCAGUGGACCGGAACAGUUAAAUGAUACCGAACUACAUAGUCUAGCCGAGAAUAACAGCAAUGACUGGUAUGAUGUGUUCAUUGGUCUGUUCAGAGACACCUGGAGCUGGUCGGAUGGGAGCAGUUUCUCUUUCAGACACUGGAAUAAUCUGGCCGGCAUUACGACGAAAGAGGACAGAUGUGCCGUGAUGAAGGAGGACGGGGAGUGGGAAACUGACGGUUGCAGUAAAGACAAACGCUUUUUCUGUUACGAUGAUAAGGUGAUCUUGGUCCAAGAAAAUCUGACCUGGGAGGAUGCCUUGUACUACUGUAGAGAAAACCACCGUGACCUGGUCUCCAUCACCGACCUCAAUGACCAGAGAUGGGUCCAAGAGAGAGUCAAGAACGCCACCACUGAAUUUGUCUGGACGGGGCUGCGCUACACCUGCACUCUGGAUUUCUGGUUCUGGGUCGGUGGUGAGGUGGUCACGUACCACAACGUGGACUCGGGUGAGAAGGGGGACCGCUGUGACAUGUCUGGAGCCAUGGAGAGAGCUGGAAAACACAAGUGGUUCAAAAUAAAUGACAUGCAGGAGUUUAACUUCCUCUGUUCUGAGUGGUAAACCCACUGUGAACACUGCUGACAUUCAUUUAUUAGUUCUGAGCUUAGGAUUUCUUUGUGUGUGUUGCUGAAAUGAUUUUAGACAUGUAUAAUAAUUGUAACUUAAAGUAGAAAGAGAUCAAGUUUAUUAAAUAAUAGAUGAUGGCUAUAAUAUUUUUUUAGAGAGGUUGAAGUCACAUUUUCUGUGUUUUCUUUGGGUUUCUUUUUUGAUAUCUAGAUGACAGCUGAUGAAGGAUAUUAAUUUCUACAGAUGUUGAGGUUGCAUGUUCUGUGUAGUUUUGUUUUACAGGUGUCCUAUUAAACCACAUAAUUGCUGUUUUCUUUGUUAUUGAUCUGGUGAUGGUUAUGCUUGUAUAAAAUCAUCCAUUUUGGGAUUGCUGUUUUGGAUUUUUGGUGACAACAAUAACCUGCUCUCUCUUAAAUAAAU
Molecule: messenger RNA, 1764 nt
Organism: Cololabis saira (Pacific saury)
Lineage: Eukaryota; Metazoa; Chordata; Actinopteri; Beloniformes; Belonidae
Product: C-type mannose receptor 2-like
Exons: 5
Coding region: 226-1338 (370 amino acids)
Source: RefSeq, a predicted model, not a curated record